Messenger RNA from Monodelphis domestica (gray short-tailed opossum), 2789 nucleotides. RefSeq names its product distal-less homeobox 3 (gene DLX3). NCBI's taxonomy places the organism in Eukaryota, Metazoa, Chordata, Mammalia, Didelphimorphia, Didelphidae. The record is from RefSeq and is a predicted model, not a curated record. Gene Ontology annotation, biological process: embryo development; regulation of transcription by RNA polymerase II; epithelial cell differentiation. Gene Ontology annotation, molecular function: RNA polymerase II cis-regulatory region sequence-specific DNA binding; DNA-binding transcription factor activity, RNA polymerase II-specific.
UGCAGCCAAUCAGCGAGCAGCAUCCACCCUCCCUGACUCCACAAUUAAGCCCAUAACCAGCCGGCCGGGCGGAGCUGGCAGCAUUUGGCUGAGACGCGGGACGAGAGAGGCACCUAACGUCGGCCAGAGCAGGCGAUGGUCUGAGAGCCCCCUCGGCCUCCUCCUCCCCCGGAGACCCGCGACAGAGAGGCCCCCGCCUCCCUUUCCCUCCCCUUCCAUUCACGACCCCAGGCCCUCCCACCCCCCUUUUCCGCCUCUUCUCCUCCCCCGCUCUCGCUCGCCCCGGGUUGCAGCCACCUCGGGGGUGGCUCGGCGCCAGUCAGCCAGCAGCGAUGAGUGGCUCCUUCGAUCGCAAGCUCAGCAGCAUCCUCACGGACAUCUCCAGCUCACUCAGCUGCCAUGCUGGCUCCAAGGACUCCCCCACUCUCCCCGAGUCUUCCGUCACGGACCUGGGCUACUACAGUGCACCGCAGCACGACUACUACACUAGCCAACCUUAUGGUCAGGCGGUGAAUCCUUACGCCUACCACCACCAAUUCAAUCUCAAUGGGCUCGCAGGCACUGGCGCCUACUCGCCCAAGUCGGAAUAUACCUAUGGAGCCUCCUAUAGGCAAUAUGGGGCUUACCGGGAGCAGCCGCUGCCAGCCCAGGAUCCAGUGUCGGUAAAGGAGGAGCCGGAGCCGGAGGUCCGAAUGGUGAAUGGGAAGCCCAAGAAGGUCAGGAAGCCUCGAACCAUCUACUCUAGCUACCAGCUGGCAGCCUUACAGCGCCGCUUCCAGAAGGCCCAGUACCUGGCACUUCCCGAGAGGGCCGAGCUGGCUGCCCAACUGGGCCUCACCCAGACCCAAGUGAAAAUCUGGUUCCAGAAUCGUAGGUCCAAGUUUAAGAAGCUCUACAAAAAUGGGGAGGUACCCCUGGAGCACAGCCCUAACAACAGCGAUUCCAUGGCUUGCAACUCUCCCCCCUCUCCAGCCCUCUGGGACACCUCUUCCCACAGCACCUCGGCCCCAGCCCGAAGCCAACUACCCCCACCGCUCCCCUAUAGCGCCUCCCCCAGCUACCUGGACGACCCCACCAAUUCCUGGUAUCAUACUCAGAACCUGAGCGGACCUCACUUACAGCAGCCCCCUCCGCCUGCCACCCUGCAUCACACUUCUCCUGGCCCCCCACCUAAUAGUGGGGCUGUGUACUGAGGGUGAACCCUGUUCUGGGAUCCUGGGGGAACCCAGACUCCCCACCCACUACCAACAAAGGACGACCCAGGACUGAGCCAGAGGAGCAUCUGUCAUGGCCGAAACUCAGGAAAUCAACAAGGAGUGAAAGGGGUAGGGAGAAGCUCCCCAAUCUCUCUAGACUACCCCCUUUCUUCAGGGGUCUCGGUUCUUCCUGAACAACUUUAUAGGAACCCAGGAUUUCCCAUACUCUCUUCCCUGUUACCCCUGCCAUGUUGUACCUGGCCACCCAGAUGUUGGGGCGCAUUGUACUCAGCUGGGACAGUAUCUUCCCUGGACGAAUCUGGACAGGCUUUGGGAGUUUCCCAUCUUGUAGGAUUUGAUACUUGCCUCGUUUCUCUGGACUAGAGACUUUGGGGAUGUAAAGAGGGAAGGGCAAGGUAGAGAGAGUGCUUGGAGGUAUUGGCAAGGCGGUUGGGAGAUUCUGGCUCACAGUCAGACCUCAUUCUCCUCAGUUUACUUGCUCCUCCCUACCAGGCCUCGAAAGACCAUUUAAUUAACUUCCUUGGAAAGAAGGCUAGGAGGAACGGGUGAAGGCUCUUUCGGUCCCCCUGUCCUUCUCCACCUCCCUCAGCCCCCAGAUUAGAAUUGGGAGCUAAACCAAAGAAAAUUCCCAAGCCGGGAAAAGACUGAUUAUUUGUGGCCUUAAAGAAGGGGGACCUGCCAAGCGGUUCUUUUUCAUCUAGAAUCCCUUUUCUCCUAGGGGUUCUCGAACUGACUUCCCCAGGGCUGUGUUUCCCUUUCAGUGUACAGAACUUUGCACAACUUUGGUCUAAAAGCUGUUGAAAACUAGAAAACGAAGGGCAUUGUUAAGAAAUAGGACCAAACUCCCCUCUUGAGUUCGCCUUCUCUUCCCACAUUCCUACUUCAUCUCUCCCUCCUCCAGUAAGUUGGUGAUUUUUAGCCCCCAAACCUCAAGUCAUGAAGAAAACCAGCCACCAAGAAAAAGUAACCGCCAUCCCCUUUUGGGUGUCAGAGGAAACAAAUUCCUCCCAGCUCAACUGGGCUGGAAAAUGCCCAAUGAGAGGGAAGAAAGGGGGGAUGGGAUGGGAAUAAGGACAGCUCAGCUCCUUCCUCUUCGGCUGGGGAUACCUUGGGACUGCUCCUACCCCCAAGGGACCCCAAGAAGCCAUCUCUCCUCUGACUCUUACUGUGGUGAAACAUCAAAGAAAGGGGGGGGGGACCCAAAUACUCUAGCUAAAUAUAUAUAUAUAUAUAGUAUAUAUAUGAUAUUUUUUUAAAAGAGAGAGAAGCCACCUCCUCCCUGCCGUGGUUUCCUAUUUAUGUGACUUCCCUCCUGUUCAAAUCUUGCUGUGUGUAGAACUGAGAGAAACAGGGUUGUUGGCUCCUGGUGGAUUUUGGUUUGGUUGGGGCAGGGAUGGGUGGGAAGGCUGGGAGAUAUGCAGGUCUCUGGGAAUCCCACUCCAGGAGACAGCAUGGCCCUGGCCAGUUCCCCCAUUAUUCUACCCCUUCCCUCCGACAUACUAUUCUCUUCCUUUGUGCUUUCUUACUGGACCCAUCUUUAUAUCUGAUAUUAAUAAAAAAAUUGAAUCUGAA